Molecule: messenger RNA, 2292 nt
Organism: Pocillopora damicornis (cauliflower coral)
Lineage: Eukaryota; Metazoa; Cnidaria; Anthozoa; Scleractinia; Pocilloporidae
Product: adenosine receptor A2a
Biological process (GO): G protein-coupled receptor signaling pathway
Cellular component (GO): plasma membrane
Molecular function (GO): G protein-coupled receptor activity
Source: RefSeq, a predicted model, not a curated record
GUGAGUUGAGGAUCGAGUCGAUUCGGUAGCUCUAGUUGAAGAGGAAGGGGAGUUUUCCGUUAUUUGGAAUCGUUUGAAAACACUUUUCAAUACUUACGGUUACUUCUCAUUAUCAGCAAUUGGAAAUUCUUCAAACCACCAAUUCUUUCCUUUAGACGAUCGAUAACACCAGCGGUUUCAAGUUCAUUUGACAGAAUUUCUUCCAUGAAAAUGAGGUAGAAACUUAACACUUGCGGCCAGGAAAGUUUGAUUUCGUAUGCGUCAAAGCCAGUUGGUGGUGUGAAGCACCCUGAAAGGAUAAUUAAACUUUAAAUAACCAGACUCCUGUGACUUAACACCUCAGAUACCAACCACCGGGUCAGUAUCAUUCAUCUUGGUGGGAGACGAUCGAGAAGCUUUUCAUGAGUUGCAUGUCCCAUGCAUGAUCUGAACACUAUUAGCUGUCAGUGUAUGUGGAAGUUGAAAUUCUACGCGCUUUACUUGCUGGCGACGUUUGCGCAGGCUGAGAUCACUGUUUCGUGCAGACAGCGGACAUUUACUCGACCAAAACAAAUCCCCUUUUGAUCUGUCCUCGACGCCUGGAAGAACAGGCUUUUGAUGCAAAACAGCCCUGGCGAAGCAAACACCGCAAACAUCGUACGCACCAGUCAUGACGGACAAUCUGGCCCUCGUCAUAACUUUCGUGUUUUUGUCAGCUUUAAUCGUCGCUGCUAACUUGACAGUUUGUGUUAUUGUUUAUCUACGAAAGAGCAUGCGGACUUACACCAACGGGUUCGUGGUAUCGCUUGCGUUCAGCGAUCUUUUGAUUGGAAGUGUGUUAAUUCCUGCCGCGCUGGUCUCUCCUCAUUCAGUCGAGAUGGGUUACUUGAUUUCUAUCACGCUUCUGUCAGGUGUUUUUAAUCUUGUUUCUGUGACCUUCGAUCGCUACGUCUCUGUUUUAAAAGCAUUGCAGUACGAGAAUAUCAUGAGGAGCGCUUUUAAAGGAAUACUCGUCGCAAGCUGGUUAUUUUCCUUCAUUAUCUCUUUAAUUCCUUUAAUUUGGGGAACGAACACGACCGUGCUUGCGCAUAAGAUCUACGUUGUCAGCGAAAUUGGACUGUGCGUGUUACUACCCUACGUGUUCAUUUUUGUAGGAUACGUACGAAUCUUCACGCAGGUGAAAAGAAGUGUCGAACGCGAGAGAGCCAUCACUGCCUCGGUGAGGAAAAAUUUACAACGGAAGAGCAAGAUUUCUUCAGAGGGAAAGCUCGCUCAGGUCUUUAUAAUAGUAGCCGUUAUGUUUGUUGUAAGUUGGCUUCCUAUCCAAUAUAUGACAGUCGUUCACGAAAUAGGACGUCCUGAGCUCAUCCCGAACGAUCUCGAAAUCGUUUCGUUAUUUACGAUCGCUCUUGGCUCGCUUAUAAACCCACUGGUAUACUCCUUUCUUAAGCCGGACUUUCGUAAAGCCAUCCGACAUGUCUUAAAUUACCGAAGAGAUCUCCGCCGAGGACGUUUGAGAGGAAGUUUAUCAACGCCGGCCAGUUGCAAAUCACAAACCACAAAUUCGAGUUGUAAAUCACGUCUUUCCCAGAAAAACGAUACUACUUUUGUGUAGUCAUCUCGUAAAUCCACAGAAGACCGGUUGCAUGUUGGUGAUAUUCGUUUUGGACAUUGUGCACAAUAUUGGUUGGUAAACAUAAAUUUAGGAUAACAACUUCCUUUCAUUCAUUCUUAAAUCUUAAAGCUCGGAAAACAACAGUUAUAGACUUUGGGGUUCUGCAAGAGGAUCAGUUACCUUCGAAAUUUAUACCCCUAAUUGAAUUAUUUUUCCCUCUUCCCUCUUAAUACUUUAUAAUUCGCCAAAACAAUUUCGUUCCAAGAAAUUUACGGAGUUUUGUUUGUGUACGUUGGAGGCUAGAUUGAGAAAAACCUUAUUUAUUCAAUUAUGUUUCGGUUUCACCUCAAAUAUUCAGGCUUAAAAAAAAAAGAAAAAAAAAAGAAAAAAAGUCAUUGUGUAGGGGUCAGAAGCAGGGAUUAUUUCCUUAUAAAUUUAUGCCUUAAUUGAAUUAUAUUUCCCUCUUAAUAAUUUAUUAUUUGUCAACUUUGCGUGAAGUCCACGAUAUUGCACGCUUUCUUAUUUAUACUGAGUUUCCUCGGGCUUUUGGCCAAGAAACAAGAGCUAAAAGCUUUUUUUUUCCCUUUUAAGAAACGCUUAACGUGGUGAUUUGGGGAUCAAAAUUAGUCGCCGAAGGAAGUUCACUGGCGUUAAUAACUUUACUCGCCCUAAAAUUUAAAUAAACUUCUUUCGGGUGA